Messenger RNA from Carcharodon carcharias (great white shark), 3557 nucleotides. Its product is annotated as zinc finger protein 229-like. Bases 765 to 1850 code for a protein of 361 amino acids. Gene Ontology annotation, biological process: regulation of transcription by RNA polymerase II. The transcript has 2 exons. NCBI's taxonomy places the organism in Eukaryota, Metazoa, Chordata, Chondrichthyes, Lamniformes, Lamnidae. Gene Ontology annotation, molecular function: RNA polymerase II cis-regulatory region sequence-specific DNA binding; DNA-binding transcription factor activity. The record is from RefSeq and is a predicted model, not a curated record.
CUCAUGUUCACAAUUAAAGGGGUGGUUUCCCCAGGAGACGGCUGACAUUUAAGGGGACAGUAAAUUAAUGUAGGACAGAGAUAAGUCUACUGUUGUUAUAUGGUAUAUAUUUUAUGUAAAUUAUUUAUGGUUCUGGAACAAAGUUCAUUUCUUAUUCUUUCUGGUCUUGUAACAUAGUAUUGUAGCUAUGUUAUAUAUUUCCAGUCAUAGAGUCGUUACAGCACAGAAGGAGUCCAUUCAGCAACUUGAGUCAAUGCUGACUCUAUUUAGAGCAAUCGAGUCUGUCUCAUCAGGAUAUGAACCAGUGACAAAGGACCUGUCGAUCAGCAUGUAAUUGCUCCUUCAGGAGCAUUGGAAGGGUGUAUAUUCAGUACAGCUGAGUGAGAAUGGAGAGAGUGUGCCUGGGAUUGACUUCUGAAGAGUGAGGGGGUAUUCGAAGGGGAUGAUUGUCAGACAGAAGUCUCAAACCAAAUUUCAUGUCAAGAUCUGACAGUAGCUUGAUUUAUCGGGACCUGAAUAUCAUUAGGUUUUCAAUGUGGAACGAGAAAGGAAUCACUGUUCUGUCUGCUUUAAAAGGUACAGCAGCAAGACACACACACACACCCAAAUGAGAGUGUUCCAGUGCACUGACUGUUGUAAGAGCUUUAAACAACCUGAAAAAACAUCACCCCAUUCACAGUGAGGAAAGACAUUAUACAUGUUCUUUGUGGGGACAAGGCUUCAACUGAAAGUCGUACCUGGAGAGACACAAGGAUACACACACCAUGGAGAAGCCGUGGAAAUGUGAGGUCUGUGGCAAGGGAUUCAGGUCCCCAUCUCAGCUGGAGAUUCAUCAACGCAGUCACACUGGGGAGAGGCCGUUCACCUGCUUUGAGUGUGGGAAGGGAUUCAGUCAUUCAUCUGCCCUGCUGAGACACCAGCGAGUUCACACCGGGGAGAGGCCAUGCACCUGCUCUGUGUGUGGGAAGGGAUUCAGUGAUUCAUCCACCCUGCGGACACACCAGCGAAUUCACACUGGGGAAAGGCCGUUCACUUGCUCUAACUGUGGGAAGGGAUUCACUCAAGCAGCCCACCUGAUGACACAUCAGGGCGUUCACACUGGGGUGGGAACAUUCACCUCCUCUGACUGUGUCAGUCAAACAUCUGCCCUGCUGACACACGAGCGACUUCACACCGGGGAGAGGCCAUUCCCCUGCACCGUGUGUGGGAAGCGAUUCACUCAAUCGUCCAGCCUGCUCAUACACCAUGUCACUCACACCAUUGAGAGACCCUUUAAAUGUUCUGACUGUGGGAGCAGCUUCAAAAGCUCUCGGGAACUUAUGCUCCACCAGCGCAUUCACACUGAGGAGAGACCAUUCAGCUGCUCUCACUGCGCAAUGAGCUUUAGUACAUCAUCCAGUCUGUGGAGACACCAGCGAGUUCACACUGGGGAAAGGCCAUUUACCUGCUCUGAAUGUGGGAAGGGAUUCAGUGAUUCAUCCAAUCUGCUGAUACACCAGCGAUUUCACACUGGGGAGAGACCGUUCACCUGCACCAUGUGUGGGAAGGGAUUCACUCAGUUAUGUGACCUGCUGACACACCAGCGAAUUCACACUGGGGAGAGGCCGUUCACCUGCACCAUGUGUGGGAAGGGAUUCACUAAUCCAUCCAAUCUGCGGACACACCAGCGGGUUCACACUGGGGAGAGGCCGUUCAACUGCUGUGAGUGUGGGAAGAGAUUUAUUAAUUCAUCUAACCUGCUGACACACCAGCGGGUUCACACCGGGGAGAGACCGUUCAUAUGCCCUGUGUGUGGGAAGGGAUUUACUCGGUCAUCCCAUCUGCUGAGACACCAGCGAGUUCACAAGUGAUUACAGGAGUUGGAUUCUGCCGUUAUUGCUGCUGUUACUCACAUCCAGGACUGAACCAUGUCCAUUCUGACACUUCGUGAAGUGGGAGGGUUGGAGGGUUUCUUUCUGUUGGAUUGGCCGAUCUCACGACUUUGCUUCCAGUGGGCUGAUGUUGUUUGAGCCUGGGAGUACACAUUUCCACUGAAAUGAUCCACAGAAGCUGAUGAAGGACAUUUAUUUUAUCGUGGACAGUAAAUAGUGUUUUUCCUACCACUACAUGUAGAUCUAAAAUAAAUACAUUUGUCUCUGUUCCAUUGAGUCUACGGCACAGGGCCAGGCCAGGCAGCUCAAUUGGUCCAUGUCAGUAUUUAUGCUCCACAUAAGCCUCCACCCAUCCCUCUUCAAUUCCCCCGAUCAGCAUAUCCUUCUAUUCCUUUCUCCCUCAUGUAUGUAUCUAGCUUCCCCUUAAAUGUAUUCAUGUUAUUCACCUCAACCACUCUCUGUGGUAGUGAGUUCACAUUCUCACCACUUGCUGGGUAAAGAGGUUUCUCAUGAAAUCCCUAUUGAAUUAUUGAAUCCCUUCAUCAUCUUAAAGACUUCCAUCAGGUCACUCUUCAGUCUUCUCUUUUCUGGAGAAAAGCAGCCUCAGCCUUUCCUGAGGGUUAAAUGCUCUCAGUUCUGGUAUUAUUCUUGUGAAUCUUUGUUGCCCCUUCUCCAGUGCCUCUAUUUCCUUUUUCUAAAUGGAGAUCACAAAUGUUGACAGUACUCCCAGUGUAGUCUAACCUUGGUUCGAAACAAGUUGAACGUAACCUCCCUGCUUUUCAAUUCUAUCCCUCGAGAAUGGAACCCUAUAUCUGGGCCCCACACUUUAGGAAAGAUGUGAAGUUCUUAGAGAGGGUGCAGAGGAGAUUGACAAGACUGGCACCAGGGGAUGUGGUGUGAAGGAAUCAAGGUCAAAGAAUAUGGAAUUAACACAGGAAGAUUAGCUUAAAAAACACUUUUGGUAAACUCGCAGGGAAACAUAUUGAACAGGGGUCUAAACUCACUUAUUAAAACAGCAAGAUUAAUUUCCUUCACAACCAAUGUGAAUUCACUGAUAAGAAAUCCGCACACCUCAAACAUGGAAUUCUCUGGGUCUUGCUAUGACACUCGCACACAAGCUACAACAUUAGCCCUGAUAAAUAAAGUCACAAAACAGAUAAAUAAAACUCUGGGCCUCAAGUUUUAUUAUAUUACUGGACACAGCACCUUGACUAAGCAACAUUGACUAACAUGAGUGUUACAUAAAGUCCAGUUUUCAGGAAUAAAUUCAAAAUAACAUUUCCUGGAAAUUGUAAUAGGUGGUCCUUUUACCAACUAUAGGAUACUAAUUAGGGGCGGUCUCUGAUUGAUCAAAUGAAUAUCUCCCACGUAACCAUUAAUUAUAAAACCCCAAAAUUCAUGAUAAAUAUCUCAACCCAAUCUUGAAUCUUCAGCUUCGUUAGAUUCUCGUCGAUUGACUUCAGACUUGUUCUGAACCGAACAAAUCUCACGCAUUGGGGGAUUAAGGUAAUAUCACUUUAAUAUUUGAUGGAUAUUCUUACUUUCUCUGAGAACUCUUAUAUCUAUUACAAGUAAAGUUUGAAUUUUGGACUCUCCUGUAGAAAUAUGAAUGAGUUCUCUUUUAUUUUCUGGAUUUAUUUAGCUCUGAAAAUUAUACUCUUUGUAGAAUGACCAAAUCACAUGCUU